Messenger RNA from Ramularia collo-cygni, 2079 nucleotides. RefSeq lists its product as uncharacterized. The coding region runs from base 1 to 2079 and encodes 692 amino acids. The record is from RefSeq and is a predicted model, not a curated record. Lineage: Eukaryota; Fungi; Ascomycota; Dothideomycetes; Mycosphaerellales; Mycosphaerellaceae. The transcript is spliced from 4 exons.
AUGGCGUUUGAUCAGACCUACAAUGGAGCCAUCGACUGGAACUUCCCCAGUCCCACCGCAACUCCCACCUCGGCCUCGUUCGCGCACAACAAUGUCUUUCACACACCAAAGACUGGAACCUUUCCGUCUCACUUUCAAGAUGCCUUUAGCACACCACAAAUACCGAGCUAUACCACUCCUCGCCAGCCUGACUAUGCCACCAUGACGCCAAUACAAGGCCAGCACAUGUCACUGGAUACCAUAAGAAACAACUUUUAUGCGGGCAUGCAAGGAGGAGCUGCAGGUGGGCAAAUAAUGCCGCUUCCCGUGCACGCUGGAUACGGCCAGUCUGCAGCCGUCUCGAGCCCAGCUUUCGCUCAAACUCAAGUGUCGCAAAUGCAGCCUGCAAUGGCCUUGUCAUUCGAUUCGUCCCAGAUCCAGACACCACCGCCCACUCGAGGAAGUUCUGCAAAGAAAACGCAGCCGCGGGAAGUUGCAUUCGGUACUCCUUCCACAAUUGCCACCCGGAGGUUCAUGACACCGCAACAGGUGUACAGCUCUAGCCAGAAUGCAUCUGCAACUCAGCAAGCUCCUAUGCAAUACCCGCAGCUUCAAUUCUCUCCCGAUGUGUACCAGUUCGGCAAUCUGGGACCAGCCUCUGUCCCUGUCUUUCCACAGACUCAGCUUCUAUGGGGAUCUACCGCCAGUCCAACCAUGUACAACCAACAGCCAAGCCUAGACGACCCGUUCGCACCGAUCUCCUCUACAUCAAUGAGCUGGGCAGCUGAAUCGACGACACAAAGCAACACGCCGAGGAAUGCUUUCGAUACACCUGCCAUGGGUAGCUUUCCAGUCCAAGGACCCAUGCAARGGCCAAUCUCUGCCGGGCACUACUCGACUGGCCAAACCCAUACUCAGGCUCCAGUCAUGACUACGGCCUCGGUGGAUCCGUCAUUGGUGUAUAGCUCGCCCAUUCGUCCAAUCGUGCAGUCUGUUGGUCGUGCAAGUAAGCAACRUGGAAGCGCCUCGAAGACAGAGACCAACCGCAAGGACAGUGGCAUGGCAKAGCGGCAACGCUCCGAAACACUCUCCUCCACCGACACUGCCUCCAACAAUGGACUACGAAGGAGUAAUACAACAGCGACCGCUCGCAACAGAGCGACACCUAUUUCAGAGUCUCUAGGGAGGAGUACUAGCAUGCUUUCGGUUCCACGCACCGCAUCGCCGCUCAAACGAAUCGGAAAACCCUUGCUUGGGUCCAUCUCGGAAACAAAGCAGUUGAGGCCUCGCGCCUCUGUAGUCCUUACGGUCGACGAGAGCGGUCGAGCGAGCACAGUCACGCAGCGUGUAGACGACAGUCCGACCAAGUCAGUGCGUGAGAGAUAUCCUGGCCUGUUCGACAGUGACUCCAGUGAUAGUGAAUCGGAGGAUGAUGGCGACAGCAUGAGCUGCAGUGCGUCCUUUAGCUUUUCUAGAGGGGAGGAGAGAAAGCCCAAGACGGCCAGGCUCGAUCCUCCCAUUGAAAAUCUUGAUGGUCUCCGUUUACAGCGUUCGUCGAGCUCAGCGUCGAUGAGGGUCACGCCAUCGAGAGCGUCCAUCGCCGCCGUGGCACAACUGCGAAAAGGAGGCAGCCUACGAAAGAAAAAUCCCAGUCGGAAUUCCAGCAGACGCAUCACAGCUUCAUCGAUAGACACAUGCCCCAUGGAUACUCCAUCGGACGACCGUCAAUCCCGUGGCGACGCAKAUGAGCUUAGCCAGAUUCCGGACUGGAAUCCCAACACCAUUCAAGAUUACAACAGACGAUGGAGCAUCAUGUCGAUGGAACAGCAGACCAGUGUUUCGCCCACGCACCAGUAUUCAGAUCUACAGUACCCACCCGUCCAGCCAGCACAGCCAGCACCACCUACUUUACCCAUCAGAUGUCAAUGCGGCUACACCACCGAUCGUGACCAAGCCCUUAUACAGUGCAUCUCAUGUACGCAGUAUCUUCAUACCGUGUGCAAUCCUACAGCGAUGCCCGGAAACUUUACAUGCUUCCUGUGCACCAAACCUACCUCCCGGUCCGUUGCGAGCAGGACAGGAAGCCGUGUGCGAUCAUGA